AUAAGAAUCAUGUCCAGGCAGUGUCUUAGACUUGGCUCUAGAAGCUUUCUUGCACCUUCACUUCGACUUACGACUCCUUUUGUUAAGAACUCUUGUAUCACAACUUCAAAUCAACUACGAACCUUUCAGUCGAGUAGCAGAAAAGACUUGCAGUACACUACAACUAAAAUGUCGGGAACACAACCAGCAAGUGGUGGCGAGCACCGAGACUUUUCUCGUGAUGCUUUGUUUGAUCUCUCGGGCAAGGUUGCUCUCGUAACAGGUGGUGGCUCUGGCAUCGGCCUCAUGGCCACCCAAGCCCUCGCCGUCAACGGCGCAAAGGUCUACAUCACCGGCCGCACAAAGGAGAAGCUCGAUACCGUUGUCGAGAAGUACGGCAAGAACAUCGCCGGCGAGAUCAUCCCCAUCCAAGCCGACGUCGGUAACAAGGAAGGCAUUCAGAAGCUCUACGAGGAGUACUCCUCCAGAGAGAACUGCCUCUGCAUUCUCGUCAACAACGCUGGUAUCUCCAGCAACUCUUUCCAGGUCGAGGCCGAUUCUGCGCAGGAGAUGAAGGAGAACCUCUUCGAUAACAAGGAUGCUACGUUUGAGGACUGGAACUCGACGUACAACACGAACGUCACGGGCUUGUACUUCACCACCGCUGCUUUCUUGCCUCUGUUGCAGAAGAGCAGUGAGAAGCACCAGGGCUGGAGUUCAACUGUCAUCAACAUCAGCUCUAUCAGCGGUCUUAUCCAGAAGUCUCAGCACCACUUUGCCUACAACGCCUCCAAGGGCGCAGCCGUGCAUCUCACGCGCAUGCUCGCCGCCGAGAUUGUCAGCAACAAGCUCAAGAUCCGCGUCAACGGUAUCGCUCCUGGUGUCUUCCCCUCUGAGAUGACCACCGAUGGAAGUGAUGAGGCUCAGAAGAGCUUUAUCCCCAAGGAGAAGUAUGCUGAGAAGGUUCCCGCUGGACGGGCUGGCAAGGAUCAGGAUAUGGCUGCUACGGUGCUGUUCUUUGCUACGAACCAGUAUUUGGUGGGACAGACUGUUGCUGUUGAUGGAGGUUACACUAUUGCCGCUGGUCAGUGAGUGUGAGGAAGGGACAAAAGGUUGUACUAUAGAAGGACAUGACAUAAUGAAUCAACCGUAAUGAUUGACAAAUGCAGCUUCAAUUAAUGAGGGUUGAUUGUAUCUCAAUGGUAAGCA
Fusarium odoratissimum NRRL 54006 is the source of this 1188-nucleotide messenger RNA. RefSeq names its product gluconate 5-dehydrogenase. NCBI's taxonomy places the organism in Eukaryota, Fungi, Ascomycota, Sordariomycetes, Hypocreales, Nectriaceae. The coding region runs from base 10 to 1071 and encodes 353 amino acids. The record is from RefSeq and is a predicted model, not a curated record. Gene Ontology annotation, molecular function: oxidoreductase activity. The transcript has 2 exons.